This is a messenger RNA of Clarias gariepinus (North African catfish), 6759 nucleotides long. RefSeq names its product transmembrane protein 94 (gene tmem94). NCBI's taxonomy places the organism in Eukaryota, Metazoa, Chordata, Actinopteri, Siluriformes, Clariidae. The record is from RefSeq and is a predicted model, not a curated record. The coding region runs from base 335 to 4432 and encodes 1365 amino acids. The transcript has 32 exons.
AAUGUGUAACAUGGCCGUCAGGAGAGAGCGCAGUACACAGGUUUGGGGACACAUCUGCGGCUUGAGUUCAGCUGUGAGACGGACGGAUGAUACCGUUGAUGCAUGAUGUAACUGCCCUGUUCUACUAGUGCUAUCGGUCCAUGAGGAUAAUUCUGGCUGAUCAGACUGAUAUAUAAUAUUGGAAGCAGAACUGUUUCUCCUCUCACACUGGCAGUACUGUUAGGAUUAGUGCUUAGGCCCCGGAGGACGUGUUUACCUGGGGCGGGACGAGACUCCGCCCUGACGACCGGCGUCGUGUCUCCUCGCAGAGCAUGGUGAGAGCGCACGCAUCACCAUGGAGCUGCACAAUAAGAUGCAGGAGGAAGGAGCGACUCCAUUGGGUCUGACCACAGCCCAGGCUUUAGGAACACUCCGGGAUCAGCUCUACAGCCUGGUGGAGCAGCAUCAGAAGCUCAGUCAGCGUAGAUCCAACAUCAAGGAGCUGUGGGCGAAGAGUUUCCUCCACCAUAAUGACCGUCACUCCUGCUUCCAUUGGCCUGGGGCUGCUUUCACUUUACUCGUGGUGUUGGGUUUGCUGUGUUGCUAUGGCAAGCAGCCAAAGGGCAGUGAAGGCAUAGAACUGGUGAAUGCAGGAGCGCUGUUUCUCCUGCUGCUGCUCAACCUCUUCCUCAUAGGACGUCAGCAGAGACUGAAGAAGAGCGAGAUGUUGCGGCGACUGCAGUCCAUCAUAAUCGAUCUGAACAAUCACUUGGAAGGGAUCGGAGGACAGCCUGUCGGAUGGGCCGCUUCCCGAUACCCUGACUUAUACACGCCCUGUUCGUCGUCCUGGUCCUUGCACUGGACAUACCGUGACGAGCAGUUGGUCAACCUUCCCGUCAGUCUGUUGGUGGAAGGAGAUGUGAUCGCUCUCAGGCCAGGCCAGGAAGCGUUCGUCUCUCUCCGAGGCAUCAAGGAUGACGAGCACAUUGUGCUGGAGCCUGGAGAUCUGUUUCCUCCGUUCUCUCCUCCUCCAUCGCCUCAAGGGAAUAACAGAAAGGGACCGCACAGCCCUCAACAUCACCGUCUCUUCAGGGUGGUGCGCACACCCAUUCUUGAUAAUAUCAGGAACAGUCUCGAUCUCGCGCUCUCUCGACCAGUCACGGCUCUUGAUAACGAACGCUUCACCGUCCAGUCCCUUAUAGCAAAGUUCGCCUGUCCGGCUGUGCUGGUGGCCUUUUUUACUGUGAAUACAAUUCGCUAUUUUUGUGGCACUCCCGGUCUAACGCCAGGGCAAUUUAACUUCUUUCAGCUGCAGAUGAUGGGAGUGCUGCCUAUUCUACCUCUGCUGUUUCCUGUCAUGUGGGUCCUGGUCAUAGCCUACGGAGAGGCGCGAGUAUUAGCCGAAUUUAGCCGCAGCUCUCCGACAGGCCUGCUGGCUAAAUUCUCUGAGGACACUCUAAGCAGCUACACGGAAGUGGUGUCCUCCCAGGAGAUGCUGCGGUGCGUGUGGAGACACUUCGUCGGUGUUCUGAAAGGCGAGUCUCAGGCGCUGUGUUAUACCUCAAGCCUGCUGCGCAUCCUGGGUUCAGUCACAGUACUAUGCUGCGUGGAUAAGCAGGGUGUACUGUCCUGGCCUAACCCUAGUCCGGAGACGGUCCUGUUUUUCAGCGGGCGUGUCGAGCCCCCCCACGACAGUCAGGAAGACCUCCGAGACGACCUCUCUGUUAACUCUUUGUGUCGUACGGAGGGAGAGGACGACAAAGAUGAGGCUCAGGAAGGUGAGGCUCUCCUCAGCGUCCAUGCCACCGAACCUCCCUUUCAUCUACUUAACGAGCAGGAGUCCGGUGAGGUGUCGCACGAUACGGCACGACCCUGUGACGUGCACCGCACACGCCGAGGUCCUCAGACCACGCGCUCCAAACACCCGUCAGGCUCCAACGUCAGCUUCAGUCACGACACUGAGGGCGGAGAGGAGUCGAGCGCUCAGCUCUGUGCUGUGGGUGAUGAUCUGUGUGAGGCGGAGGACUUUGUGUGUGAUUACCAUCUGGAGGUGCUGAGCUUGUCUCAGGACCAGCAGAACCCCGUCAGUAUUCAGUUUGACGACUCGGGCUGGCACGGCCACCUGUCCUCCCUGAAGCCGCUGGGACUGAACAUCAUGCUGAACCUGUGCAACGCUCCGGUCACUCAGCAGCUCUGCCGCUUCUCAGACCACCUGUCCAACCUGGCGCUGCAGGAGAGUCACGGUGCUGUGCUUCCCGUGCAGGUUCCCUGGGGCCUCUGCGAGCUCUCGCGCCUCAUAGGUUUCACUCCCGGAGCACGAGAGCUCUUUCACCAAGAGAAUCAUUUGGCGUUGUACCAGUGGCCUAAUGGAGAGAAGGCCAUCGAGCCGUGCACGCGCCGUGUUCACCAUAUCACCAAACGCCAGCCACCUAUUAGCCAUCUGAUCAGCCUGCUGGUGCGAGACAGCACGACCAACAAUGUGCAGAUGCUCUCCCACGGCUCGGCUGACCUCAUCCUAGAGGCCUGCACCGACUUCUGGGACGGCGCAGACAUCUACCCGCUCUCUGGCUCUGACAGGAAAAAGGUCCUGGAUUUCUACCAGCGUGCAUGUCUGUCGGGUUACUGUUCUGCAUUCGCAUAUAAGCCCAUGCAGGUUGCGCUGUCAAACCAGCUAAAUGGGAAGUGUGUGGAGCUCGCGCCUGGCCCGACACUCUUCUCUGGAGUGGAGCUGCCCAGCACCACACCCAUUAAACAUAGCGGCCGCCGCAACAGCUGGAGCUCAGAUGAGGGUAUAGGAGAGGGCGUGGAGAAGGAGGACUGUGUUCAGGCCCUGAGCGGGCAGAUUUUCAUGGGUAUGGUGUCGUCCCAGUUCCAGGCCCGCUUGGACACGGUGCGGCUCAUCGAGAACCUGGUGGGAGCCUGCAUCCGAUUUGUUUACUUCUCCAGGGAGGACGAGCUGCGCAGCAAGGUGUUUGCAGAGAAGAUGGGUUUGGAAACAGGCUGGAACUGUCACAUCUCUCUGACCCCUAAUGGAGAUGGCCAUGGUGAUGGAGCUCCCUCUAGCCCUAGCCAGGCAGGCUCUCUACAUGACGAUCUACUGCCAGAUUCCCGGGAUGAUGCCGAGGGCCCGUUACUUGCUGAGGAGGAAGGCCAGUCAGAUCUUGCCAGCUUCCAGGCUACAGAGAGCGACGUGCCCAGUUUCCUCGCUGACGGCAACCGAGCCAAGCUGCCUCGUGGCAUCCAUCAGGUCCGCCCUCACCUGAAGAAUAUCGACAACGUGCCACUGCUCGUGCCCCUUUUCACUGACUGCACGCCUGAAACCAUGUGUGAGAUGAUGAAGGUCAUGCAGGAGAACCGAGAGGUGACCUGCUGUUUAGGGAGCGCGGCUAACUUCCGGAACAGCUGCCUGUUCAUACAGAGUGACCUCAGCAUCUCUCUGGACCCGCUGUACCCAUCUCGAUGCUCGUGGGAGACGUUUGGCUAUGCGUCCGGUGGUGGUGUGAACGAGGAGACGGAGGAACUGACCCCGCUGCGGCUUAGCGCUCGUCUCAACAGCCUGAGCUGCUCGGUCUCCUUACACCAGGGCGAAAGCUUCAGUCUGGUCAAGCUUAUAGAGCAGGCCAGACACACCAUGUAUGGCAUUCGCAAGUGCUUCCUCUUCCUGCUGCAGUGCCAGCUUACGCUGGUCAUCAUUCAGUUCUUGGCUUGUCUUACUCAGCUUCCACCUCCACUAAACAUUACAGACAUUUUGUGGCUCUCCUGCUUCUGUUAUCCACUGCUAAGCGUGUCCUUACUGGGGAAGCCACCAGACAGCUCAGUGAUGACGGUCGCUACUGGGAAAAAUCUGGAUGACAUCCCUCGUAAGACCCAGCAGUAUUUCCUUGGUUGGUUUUUGCUCAAAUUCGCUCUGACAGUGUGUGUUUACUUGUUUGGAUUUGGACGGUCCCUGCAGGCAGUGUUGGAAAACCCUCCUAAUGACAUGAGGGUUAACUGUUCCCACAUCUUUACCACUUGCGCAUCUGAAAAGUGGUUUCAGGAGUUAUCUAAUAGUCUGCUGCUCGUCCAGAAAGUCAUGGCAGGCUUCCUGGCUCUGCAUACUGUGGUUAUAUCUCUCAGCUAUGUGCACCGCUCUCAGCCACUAUGGAGGAAGAAUCCUUUCAGCAACACAUGGUGGUGUCUCACUGUCCCUCUUGUGUUGUUGGGUCAGGUGGUGCAGGCAAUAAUAGAUUAUAAUUUAUGGCAAGACAAAAGUAAUAUUUCUAAUGAUGAGACAGGCCUGGAUUCAUUAAAACGUGUGCCCAUGGAGGUGUGGCUAAUUGUCUCGCUGUCCACUGUGCUGGUGGUGCUGAUCAACGAGGCUGUCAAAUUGCACGAGAUCAGGGUUCGUGUGCGUAACCAGAAGCGGCAGAAGCUCCAGUUUGAGACGAAGCUAGGAAUGAACUCUCCUUUCUGAGCUGCUGUAACACGAGUCUUUUUUGCUGUAACAUCCCUGUUCUUAUUGAUGAGCAGUGGAGUAAGAGGAGCUUUUUUUUUAUUUCUCAGUGCCUCAGUGUAACACUAACACAAAACCUCUUAUCCAGCAUCACUUCAAGCCACCAGAAUACCAACAAGGCAUCUAUUCUCCAUCACUUGUUCUCCAUGUGGAUGUCAAGUUUUCUUUACCUCUUUUGGUGUGAAGUUUGUGUAUGCAUGCUCCUUCAUGUUUGGAUAGGAGAAACGUAUAGUGGUAUAGAAAAGUGGUGUGUUUACUGCAAGGUAUCUUAAAAACUACAGGAUAAUUAUAGAUGGACAAUCUUCUUACCUGGUAAUGUAACUGUAUGUAAGACAGGAAGGUUAAAGAAAUAAAGGACUUUGAAUAAUUGUUUUUUAAGCAGAAGUUACAGGUAGCUGCAGAAAUCAGAAGGAACGUGAGGUGUUAUUUUGUAGUUCUUGGACAUUUCUUACACGGCUUUGUUUACUGUGAGUUGCCAUGCAUCACCAAAUACUGAGGAAUCUAGAUUUGAAUGUCAGUGUCUUUGUACAUCCUUCCGAAUACCUCAUGUGAAAUGCUUGCCACAGAGAUAGUUUUGCACUCACACCAUGGCUAAUGAGUUAAUAUUAAAGAAGGUGUGCCGAUCAAAAGACACUGUAAGAACGGAGCUGCUUUUAAAGAGAUGCUCGCACUUGAUAAUUGUCAGCCAAAAUAAGAGCAAAAAUUUUACUUACUGAUUGAUCCUCAGAUUAAAUGGAUCACUAUAUUAAUUAAAUCAGUUAACAUUUAACAUUCUGAAAUAGAACCAUUUAAUUUUCACAGAGAGUUGUCUUAUAUGGCAAUUUUAAGUCUUGCCAUAGCUUACACUGGUGUGAUUGAGUUUAUGGCUGUUCUACCUCUUGCUGAUGGCCUCAAUAAUAUUGUACAUCAUCAGUGGCUCAGUGGAAGAUCAAAUCUAAAGCUCUCAAGAGAGCAGCUGCUGGGCUUCUUGAACAAGGUUCUGAAUCCUCAAACGCUGGGUAAUCAAAUCUGCCAAAUGAAUAAUUGUAAGUAUUAAUGUAAAUCUUUUAAUCAGAAGAUGUGGUUUUCCUGAUCAACAUGUGACGAUCAAUAUGCUUUAUUUUAACAACCAGCAUUUCUCCUUCCUCAGAGGUUAUGUUUAAUGUGAGGCUGAGCAAAAUCUCACUGGGGCUUUAACGCAGUGUGGCCACUAAAACAUUGCUUCAGUUUGCCUGUUUCACUAUUUGCCUAUGUGUACUUCAAUUCUUUCUUGUACUACUUCUUUCUCUGAACUAAGCAUAGUAGGACCUCUUCACACUUUUUUUCCUAUGUAUUACGCUACCUUUACUAUAGAUAUAUUGUAAGUGCUCGUUCCUUAUAAUUCUACUCGACUCCAUCCUAUUAGUCUUAACCAAGCUUUACUUAAUAGAUCCUGCAUCUGAUUUAUUUAUUUAUUUAUUUAUUUCAUGGCAUACACAUCUGUAAAUUUUAUGGAUAGUGCAUUGUACUUAAGCUGCCCCCCCCCCCCCCCAAAUGCUGUAUUUGUGAAGCAAUCAUAUGUGCAGAAGAUCGAGACUUAUUGUUCACUCUACUCUUUUCAACUUAAGAUCUUUAAGUUUAUACACAGAAUGUAUUCCCACUGUUUGUCCCCCUGCUAUGUUUUCCACCUCAGGGCAGUUUGAAACGUUGGAAAGCUGUGUAUUAGAUCAUUAGAUCCUGUGAUUUCAAGCGGGGAUUAACUGAACGAGUUUGUGACUGCUGCUUUAGUGCUGGUAUAGAAAUGAUGGAAGGCGACAUGUUAGGGUAAUCAGAAAUGUUUUUUUUUAUUGCACUGAUCAAUCCUGUACAUUGUUAUAUGUUGUCAGCUUGUGUAAUAGAGCAUGAUUGCACAGCUUUUUUGUACAGUUAUAGAAUACUGCCUUUUUUAAGAAAAAAAUGUUAUUGAGUAUGUACAGUACAUUUAAUUUGUGCAUGAUAAAGACAUUCACGCAUGCAUUGGUUAAAAUUUUUUCAAGAAUGUUGGUUCUUGCAUGCGCUGUAGAUGGUGCUGGGGCUUCCAUCAUUCAUAUCAGCCUUAGCAAUCCCUUUGGAAACACGCCUAGUCUCUCUACUGUACAGAUAUUCAUACAAAUAAUGACAGAAUGAACAGAAUAACAAUAAAAACCUGUAAUGGUUGGUGCCAGUUACUUAUGAAAAAAAAUUGUGAAUGUUCAAAAAUUUAUAAAUGUACAUUUUCUAUUUUUAAGAUGUCAUUGAUUUAUUUUUUAUUUUUGCCAAUUGAUUUAUGAUCUUUUAAUAAAUACCUUCAU